Molecule: messenger RNA, 4548 nt
Organism: Erinaceus europaeus (western European hedgehog)
Lineage: Eukaryota; Metazoa; Chordata; Mammalia; Eulipotyphla; Erinaceidae
Gene: ARHGEF9
Product: Cdc42 guanine nucleotide exchange factor 9
Exons: 10
Coding region: 105-1655 (516 amino acids)
Molecular function (GO): protein binding; guanyl-nucleotide exchange factor activity
Source: RefSeq, a predicted model, not a curated record
AUUCAAGGGAGACAGAGACUAGGAAAGAGAGGGAGAGAAAGAGGAAGCUGUCUUCUCAGGGGGGAAAACGUUGUGAGCUUCAACAUGGCCUCGCUGUGAUAUGUAUGACGUUGCUGAUCACUGGAGAUUCCGUCGUUAGUGCUGAGGCAGUAUGGGAUCACGUCACCAUGGCCAACCGGGAGUUGGCAUUUAAGGCUGGCGACGUCAUCAAAGUCUUGGAUGCUUCCAACAAGGAUUGGUGGUGGGGCCAAAUCGACGAUGAGGAGGGAUGGUUUCCUGCCAGCUUUGUGAGGCUCUGGGUGAACCAGGAAGAUGGAGUGGAGGAAGGCUCCAGUGAUGUGCAGAAUGGGCACCUGGAUCCCAGCUCAGACUGUCUCUGUCUGGGCCGCUCACUGCAAAACCGGGACCAGAUGCGGGCCAAUGUCAUCAAUGAGAUAAUGAGCACUGAACGCCAUUACAUCAAGCACCUCAAAGACAUUUGUGAGGGUUACUUGAAGCAAUGUCGAAAGAGAAGAGACAUGUUCAGUGAUGAGCAGCUAAAGGUGAUUUUUGGGAAUAUUGAAGACAUCUACAGGUUUCAGAUGGGUUUUGUGAGGGAUCUGGAGAAACAGUACAACAAUGAGGAUCCUCACCUCAGUGAAAUAGGGCCCUGCUUCCUGGAGCACCAAGAUGGAUUCUGGAUAUAUUCUGAGUACUGUAACAACCACUUGGAUGCCUGCAUGGAGCUUUCAAAGCUGAUGAAGGACAGUCGCUACCAGCACUUCUUUGAGGCCUGUCGCCUAUUACAGCAGAUGAUCGACAUUGCUAUUGAUGGUUUCCUUCUAACUCCAGUACAGAAGAUCUGCAAGUAUCCCUUACAAUUAGCUGAGCUCCUCAAGUAUACCUCCCAGGACCAUAGUGACUACAGGUAUGUUGCAGCUGCUCUGGCUGUCAUGAGAAAUGUGACUCAGCAGAUCAAUGAGCGCAAACGACGUUUGGAGAAUAUCGACAAGAUUGCCCAGUGGCAGGCCUCUGUCCUAGACUGGGAGGGUGAGGAUAUCCUAGACAGAAGCUCGGAGCUGAUCUACACUGGGGAGAUGUCCUGGAUCUACCAGCCAUAUGGCAGAAACCAGCAAAGGGUCUUCUUCCUGUUUGACCACCAGAUGGUCCUCUGCAAAAAGGAUCUAAUCCGGAGAGACAUACUAUACUACAAAGGUCGCAUUGAUAUGGAUAAAUAUGAGGUCAUAGAUAUUGAAGAUGGCAGAGAUGAUGACUUUAAUGUCAGCAUGAAGAAUGCCUUCAAGCUUCACAACAAGGAAACAGAGGAGAUACAUCUGUUCUUUGCUAAGAAGUUGGAAGAGAAGAUACGCUGGCUCAGGGCUUUCAGAGAAGAGAGGAAAAUGGUACAAGAAGAUGAAAAAAUUGGCUUUGAAAUUUCUGAAAAUCAGAAGCGGCAGGCUGCAAUGACGGUGAGAAAAGUCUCAAAACAAAAAGGUGUCAACUCUGCCCGCUCAAUUCCUCCUUCAUACCCACCACCACAGGACCCAUUAAACCAGGGUCAGUACCUGGUUCCUGACGGCAUCGCUCAGUCACAGGUCUUUGAGUUCACCGAACCCAAGCGCAGCCAAUCACCAUUCUGGCAAAACUUCAGCAGGUUAACCCCCUUCAAAAAAUAAUACAUUCAGAGAGGCAGAUAAAUUUUAAAUAAAAUACAUAAAGUUAUAUUUAUAGGUGGAUCUGUUUUUGGAAAAGCAUUGUUUAAAUAUAUAUAUGUAUAUGUAUACAUAUAUAUAUAUAUGUGUGUGUGUAUAUAUAUAUAUAGUGAGAGAGAGAAAGAGAGAGAGAGCAUAAAAUAUUUUCUUGGGUUUUUUUGGGGGGGGAUCAAAUCUGUAAUUUGUAGGAAAAUGUACCAAUGACAUACAAGCAAAUGAACCCUUCUUCAAAGUUUUCCAUUCUUAAUCUAUUUCCCUCCCAUUUACUCUUAGAAAUGAACGUUCUCAUUUGCUCAUUUUUGUUACUGCAAUUAUAUCUUUGCUCCUCUGUUAGUGAUUCACUGAAUUGUCAUUAUUAUCAUAGAUGUAUUUGUACUGUGUUUUUUCUGAUGAAAUUGAUGCUGAUUACUCUUUAACUUGUUGUAGGGAAGUUUGGAGCUUAUUUUUGCCUUUUAUUUUCACUGGGUAAAGGGAGGAUCCCAUGUCUCCUCUGUCAGCUGACCAUCUGAAAAUGUUUCUGAAGCCCUGCAGUUAACCUAAAUAAAUAGCCUUUUUCCUGCAUCUUAUGUCUGUAGUCAUGCCAGUCUGGACAUGCUAUGUUGUACCAUAUGGCAUAAAUGCUCGAUAUUUCUAUUGUUUUAAUUGUAUUUUAGGUAUUGUAGAGGGACUGAAACCAAACAAAAGCAAGGGAAUGGCAGAAUAUAAAGAUGCUGGAGAAGACUUAUGUGUAGGGAAAAUUCUGCAUUUGGACUGAUGCCUCUAUCACUGGGGGUUCCUUCAUUGCAGCACUGUUGAGUCAUGACAGCUUUGUAACUUGAGUUUAUUUGGGGCUGAUUAUUUCUCUUCUAUAAGCUGUUUUGGUGUCCCUUUUAGGCCUAUCCAUCCUCUAACUUAGAAUAUGAGUGUGAAGUAAAAAGGCUAAGACUGCCUGUCUCCUUGGGGCAAUACAUAACUGUCUCUCAGUAGGGAGCAUGAAGUAAGUCUAAGUGAGGGUUCCUUACCUCAGUCAGUCCAGGGGUUAUGUCUAGCCUUGUUUAUAGGUAUCUAUAGAAAGUUUCAAGAUAAAACCCACAUUACCAUGGUGAUUGGCACCUUUCAAAAGUAAUGUGACCUGGACAGAAUGCAAGACUGAACUCAUAUAGUAAAGAUCAGGGACAAAGGACAUGAAGAGACAGCCUCAGCCAAGGAAGUAUACCUGCGGUUCUUCAAUUAUAAGAGUUACAUAAUUGUUAACAGAUUGCAUGAACAGUUAUCAACUUCAUCCUUUUUUCCCCUGUCUUCCUUCCUUCUCCUUAUUUUCUUGCACAGGAGGAUUGCUGGCACUUCUGACAUUUGGCAAAUGUUUUAUUUCUGACAUCCUAUCAUCUUAGGACAUUUAAUGAAUGUGAUGGGGCUUCUGAACAAAGUUUCUGAGUCAGGCUCACUUUUGACAACGUAUCCACAUGGGCAAAACUAACUUGCAGUAAGAGUCAGUUUCUAUAUGGGUAAGGGGAUACCUAUUUCUACUCUUCGCAUUAUCCCUUGGUGAAUAGAUUUUGAACAGCAAGAAUAAAAUAUAAAUGAGUUAGAUUAGGCCCUACUAUGAAGUGUCACUUUAGUGAGGAAUCUGAAGCUUGACUGAUUUCUCAUCUUAUGGGAGACGAUCAUGAAUGCAACUCAGUUUGCUGACUAGCAGCCAUAGCUGCAGAGACUCUCAGCAAAGCUGGUUUGGUUAAUGUUCUAUGCCUCCUAACAUAUCGUAGGCCCCGGCCAAGCUGGAAAUUCUUCUCUAUGUUAAUCAAAUUAUAAAAUGUUUAAGCUUCCAUUUCCACAAUACUCAGAGUUGUGGAGUAAACCAAGUAUAAGCCUGAGCUGGUCACCUUUGAUCUUCACAUGACCUAAGAUCUCUUGGCAGGAAAUAAUGGGAUGAAACAAAAUAAAAACCAACUCUAAUGCCUAAACUAAGAAAACCUUUUAAUAUAACAGAAUGUGUUUUAGUGACUAUGUAGGACUCCCUUGAGUAUGCUUUCUUUUCUUACUUUCCACUUCUCCAAACAACACUUGUUCUCUGCAUGUUCCUUUGGAAACUUUAACAUCUCUUUAGUAGCUCCCUUGACAACCUCUACCCAUCACCCUGCUCUUCUCAGCCUGUACCAGAGCUCCAGAAUCAGGGAUAUCAUCUCUCAAUACCCACUCCACAGUCAUUCAAUCCAAUGACAUCAACAAGUACCAAUAAUUUGUGAAAACAACAAGAAAUCAGUGAACCAUCUGAUACCAUGUUUUCUAAGUCUAUGUCACCAAUGCAGAUCAGUCGUCACUAAUCCCAAGAGAAGCAUUUUUACCUGGGCUUAAGAUCUCAACCAGCACAGUGGUCCCAACAAAAUGCUAUCCCCAAUAACUGUGUAAAUCUCCUGUUUCUGCAUGACUAAAUUCCCUUUCCUUAACUUAAUGAGACCUGGAUUUCUGCUCCCAAAGGCUUUACUAGUGUGUUCUACGGGCCUUGCUGUAGGAUCGUCCUAACUUAUACACAACUCCCUCUCCCUCUCUCCCUGUCUCUCUAUGUGUAUUUCUCUAAUGGAUUUAUAAGGAUAACAACAAGAGAAUUCUAACAAGUCUAGUGUGAAGCCAAAUAGUGAUCUUUUAGUACUUAGGGAAUUGAGUGGGCUGGGGUAGGUGGAUGGGCAACAGUGAUUUUGAUUACCCCUGCUGCUCUGCAUAUGCUGGUUUACUAUUAUGUUUCUUCUGACUUUUUGACUCUGCAAACAAGUGUUAGAUUAUGUGUUAUAAAAUGUUUAACAACAAAAAAAGAUGUUGUAAUGACACAAAGCCUUAUGAAAAUAUUUAUGAAGUUCAAUAAAAGGAGAAAAAUGCAACUUUA